GGCAUAGCAGCUUCCCCCUGGGCUAUCCUUUAGGAUGGAGAGAGACAAAUGGGUCAGCAGGGAUGCUCGAGGCUCAGCCCCACGUGCUUCAACUAAACACAUGGGGAAGGCAGCUGUAGAAACAGGGCCUGUCUCUGGAAAUGCUGCUGCACAGAGCAUUAUUGCUAAAUGCAGGGAAUUUCCCAUGCAACACAAAGAAGAGGGGAAGAAGCCCUGCCCAACACAACUUUGUUAACAUGGUCGUACACAGAUGCUUAACCCCAAGUAUUUUCAGCACCCUAAAGCUUGUGGAGUAAGCAUUAUUGGCCCUAAGAGCAAGACCCACUGACAAGCUCACAGCGAAGCAGGUGAGAAGUUUCCAGCGAGAUGGGAGACCUGCAGCUGGCCAUGGAGGCCGGAACACCUGGGUGUGUGCAGGGCACACGGGCUGUGCCCCGCGGGGCUGCUGCAGCUCCCUGGCAGCUGCACAAAACCCGGGGCCACCAAAUGCUCUCCCCAGCGCAGGACGGUCCCGGCUGCAGGGAGGCAGACUGGGGAUAAACAGAGCCAGCUCUGCCCCGAGAUGGCGCAGAGACGCAGCCUCGCCGUCCCCUACGGAGCACCCAUCCUUGCUGUUUCCUUCUUGGCAUGUGUGGCCACAGGUUUGGAGCUGUCUGUAAAUAACCAAGCUGCUGACUUCACCCUGUCUACAGGGCUCAGCCCUGCCAUCUCCCUCUCGUGCCUCGUGCACAACAGCAGCCAGGCCGAGGAGCUGCUCUGGUACCGCGGGACUGGGCAAGUGGAUCUGAAAGAUGGGAAUAAAGUGAACAUCAGCAACAUCUGCAUAUCCCCGGUCAACGAGUCUGACAACGGAGUCACCUUCACGUGCAGGCUGGCACGGGACAAGGCUGUGCAGGUGUCUGUGACCCUGGAUGUGCAGUUCCCUCCCCAGCUGAGUGGAGAGGAGACCCUCCACGUGGAAGAAGAGAAAGAUGUUACUCUGACCUGCAACUCCAAAGCCAACCCUCAAGCACAAAGCAUCUGGUUAAAGGACAACCAGAUCUUGACCCUGCAGCAAAGUCGCCACAAGCUGUACCAGACCAGUGAGGUCUUUCAGCUCUCCAUCACAAAAGUGCAGACGUCUGACAAUGGGACCUACACCUGCGUGGUGGAAUCAGGCCUGGGAAAUGGGACAAGGGAUUUCCACCUCUUUGUUGAAGAUAAAAAACCUGUUUUUCCCACGGAGGCUAUUAUUGCUGCUGCCGUGGUGGUUACAAUCACAAUACUUUUUGGAAUCGUGGCUCAAAGAGAUAAAAUUUUUAAGUGCUCCAAGAAACCAAAAGAUACAGCUCUGAGGUGAUUUUUCGUUUCUUCUGUUCAUUUUGCUGCAGGUAAAGAACUCCCAGAAAACAUCAUUUCUAGUGGUCAACCAAAGCCAUGUGUGAGAUGAUGAGAUAAAGCGCUGAAAGAGUUUUUUUGGGAUCAAGUUUAUAUGUUUUUUCAAAAUAUAAGUGGUUCUUUGCAUCUGUUGAUUCUAAGCUGCUGCUUAGAGGUCAGAACUGUUAGAACUGGUCACUGGGAACCUUUCCUUGGAGCACCAUUGAAGUGGGUGGGCUCCAUGAGAUGAUGCCGGCUCUUGCUCUCCAAGUUUAUUCCAAGAAGGAAUGCAUGUGCAGUCGGGCUUGUGGAUCAGUCUGUAGAGCAAUCUCUACUGCAUUGUGAUGCUGAUGCACACAAAUGAAGGGAGGUGUUGGGCUGACAGCUGCUUUCUGUCCUGCAGUGCCAUUCCACAGGGCGUUGGGGUGGUGGCCACCCAACUCUCUGCCCCUUCCCAAUGAUCCUGUGGGCAUCUCAGCUUCUCUUGCCAGGGCAAAAACUGCCUGGCACUCAGCAUUGCUGCUGCAUUUCUUGUCUCUGUGGCUCACCAGGGCUUGGGGCAGCCCCAAGCGCUCAAUGACACAGUGAAGUUCCAGUGUGAUCGCUCUGGCACCAUGAUGGGUGGAAAACAUCUCCAUCCAUCCCUUCCCCCAACAAAUGUGCCACUCAAGCACUUUUCUCAAGGUCCUGGCAAGCUGUUGAGGCCUCAUCACGCCUUGGAAUAGUCCAUUACUAAUACUGUCAAUAAACACUGCGUGCUGUAAAUCAA
Haemorhous mexicanus (house finch) is the source of this 2125-nucleotide messenger RNA. It is a transcript of the gene TMIGD1, whose product is annotated as transmembrane and immunoglobulin domain containing 1. The transcript is spliced from 7 exons. Gene Ontology annotation, cellular component: cell-cell junction. Bases 563 to 1339 code for a protein of 258 amino acids. Gene Ontology annotation, molecular function: cell adhesion molecule binding. NCBI's taxonomy places the organism in Eukaryota, Metazoa, Chordata, Aves, Passeriformes, Fringillidae. Gene Ontology annotation, biological process: cell-cell adhesion. The record is from RefSeq and is a predicted model, not a curated record.